Messenger RNA from Nomascus leucogenys (northern white-cheeked gibbon), 3067 nucleotides. It is a transcript of the gene PLEKHA4, whose product is annotated as pleckstrin homology domain containing A4. NCBI's taxonomy places the organism in Eukaryota, Metazoa, Chordata, Mammalia, Primates, Hylobatidae. The record is from RefSeq and is a predicted model, not a curated record.
AGCAGAGGGGAAAGAGAAACUGGGAGAGGGAGGAAGGGAGAAAGUGAGAAGGGAAAUCGGAAAGAGAAAGGGGAGGAAACGGCAGACGUGGAGAGCCAGAGAGAGAAAGAGGAAGAGACUGAGUGUGAAGGAGAGAGGACACGGGAUGACAGAGAGAGAGAGAGCGAAUGAGACAGAGACUUAAGGAAGAGACCCUGUGAGUCUGGCAAUAAAAGAUUUGGACAGAAACAGAAAGAUUGGAGAGAGAGAGAGAGGGAGAGAAUGAGUGAGAGAGAGACUGGAAGAGACAGAGAUCAGAGAGACAUACAGAAAGUGAGACUGGGGAGAGAGAUAGUGUAAAAGGAAGAGAGAGAGAGAGAGACCGUACGAGACAGGAGACAAAGAGACAGAAAGUGUGAGUGAGCAGGUGAGGAGAGAGAUUGAGAACUAUGAGAGACAGCAGCUAAGAGACAAAGGAGGCAGGAGACUGCCUGGGUGCCACAGCACCCACACCGUCCUCUUGCCCCCGUCACUGGGACCCCAGAGCUGGCCCUUGAUGGAGGGGAGCCGACCUCGCAGCAGCCUUAGCCUGGCCAGCAGCGCCUCCACCAUCUCCUCACUCAGCAGCCUGAGCCCCAAGAAGCCCACCCGGGCAGUAAACAAGGUCCACGCCUUUGGGAAGCGAGGCAAUGCGCUCAGGAGGGAUCCCAACCUUCCCGUGCACAUCCGGGGCUGGCUUCAUAAGCAGGACAGCUCGGGGCUCCGUCUCUGGAAACGCCGCUGGUUCGUCCUCUCCGGCCAUUGCCUCUUUUAUUACAAGGACAGCCGCGAGGAGAGUGUCCUGGGCAGCGUCCUGCUCCCCAGCUACAAUAUUAGGCCAGAUGGGCCGGGAGCCCCCCGAGGGCGGCGCUUCACUUUCACUGCAGAGCACCCGGGCAUGAGGACCUACGUUUUGGCCGCUGACACCUUAGAAGACCUGCGGGGCUGGCUACGGGCGCUGGGCCGGGCCUCCCGUGCGGAGGGGGACGACUAUGGGCAACCCAGGUCACCCGCACGACCCCAGCCCGGGGAGGGCCCUGGCGGCCCCGGUGGUCCCCCGGAGGUGAGCAGAGGGGAAGAGGGGCGCAUCUCAGAAUCACCGGAAGUGGCUCGACUCUCCAGAGGUCGUGGUAGACCCAGGCUGCUCACUCCCAGCCCCACAACCGACCUCCAGUCUGGACUCCAGAUCCGGAGGGCGAGGAGCCCCGACCUGUUCACCCCCCUCUCUCGCCCUCCCUCGCCUCUGAGCCUCCCCCGUCCCCGUUCUGCCCCUGCGCGGCGACCCCCUGCCCCCUCAGGAGACACAGCACCCCCUGCCCGACCUCACACCCCGCUGAGUCGCAUUGAUGUCCGACCUCCUCUGGAUUGGGGCCCCCAGCGCCAGACCCUCUCCCGACCCCCCACUCCCCGCCGAGGACCUCCCUCUGAGGCUGGGGGAGGAAAGCCCCCCAGGAGUCCCCAGCACUGGAGUCAGGAGCCCAGAACACAGGCACCCUCUGGCUCCUCCACUUAUCUCCAGCUCCCCCCGCGGCCCCCUGGGACCCGGGCCUCCAUGGUUUUAUUGCCCGGUCCUCCCCUGGAGUCAACUUUCCACCAAAGCUUGGAGACAGAUACGCUGCUGACCAAGUUGUGCGGGCAGGACCGGCUUCUGCGGAGGCUGCAGGAGGAGAUAGACCAGAGGCAGGAGGAGAAGGAGCAACUAGAAGCAGCUCUGGAGUUGACCCGGCAACAGCUGGGCCAAGCCACCAGGGAGGCUGGGGCUCCUGGGAGGGCCUGGGGUCGCCAGCGCCUCCUGCAGGACCGGCUGGUCAGUGUGAGGGCCACCCUCUGUCACUUGACUCAGGAGCGAGAAAGGGUUUGGGACACGUACAGUGGCCUGGAGCAGGAGCUGGGCACCUUAAGAGAGACGCUGGAGUACCUGCUGCACCUUGGUUCUCCCCAGGACAGAGUGUCUGCUCAGCAGCAGCUGUGGAUGGUGGAAGACACGCUGGCAGGUCUGGGUGGCCCCCAGAAACCGCCCCCACACACUGAGCCUGACUCCCCAUCUCCCGUGCUCCAGGGCGAGGAGUCCUCAGAGAGGGAGAGCCUACCAGAGUCCUUGGAACUGAGCUCCCCUAGGUCCCCCGAGACUGACUGGGGGCGGCCUCCUGGAGGUGACAAAGACCUCACCAGCCCUCGCUUAGGUCUUGGGUCUCCGAAGGUCUCCCGGGCUUCCAGCCCUGAGGGUCGCCACCUCCCUUCCCCACAGCUGGGAACCAAGGCCCCAGUGGCCCGGCCCCGGAUGAGUGCUCAGGAGCAGCUGGAGCGGAUGCGCAGAAACCAGGAAUGUGGACGGCCCCUCCCUCGCCCGACCUCCCCCCGGCUCCUCACCCUGGGAAGGACACUGUCCCCAGCCAGACGCCAGCCUGACAUGGAGCAAAGGCCUGUCGUAGGACACUCGGGAGCCCAGAAAUGGCUCAGAAGCUCUGGGUCCUGGAGUAGUCCAAGGAACACCACCCCUUACUUGCCGACUUCCGAAGGUCACCGGGAGCGGGUUCUCAGCCUCUCCCAAGCCCUGGCUACUGAGGCGUCGCAGUGGCACAGAAUGAUGACAGGUGGAAAUUUGGACUCCCAGGGAGACCAACUUCCCGGUGUGCCGCUGCCUCCUUCGGACCCCACGCGCCAGGAGACCCCUCCCCCCAGGUCUCCCCCGGUGGCUAAUUCGGGUUCCACGGGGUUCUCUCGCCGAGGGAGUGGGCGUGGAGGAGGUCCCGCCCCCUGGGGGCCCGCGUGGGAUGCCGGGAUCGCCCCUCCGGUCCUGCCACAAGACGAGGGGGCGUGGCCUCUGCGAGUCACUCUGCUACAGUCCAGCUUCUAACCCGCCCAAACGCGGCAGCCAAUCGCAGCGCGAGGACGUGGUCUGGAGGUACCGCCGGAGAUCUGGGACCACUCAGGGCAUCAGGGGGCGUGGUCUGGUCCCCACUGCCGGCCCGGGAGGGGAAUGGUUUCUAUGGCCAAGGUUUGGUUUUCUCAACACUGUCUAAAUUUGGAUUAAAACUUUGAACUUUUA